AUGUCGACGCCAAUGACCAUGCCUGUGCCCUUCCAGCAGUUCAUGAUCCAUCCGCUCCAGGUUAACCCCAAAAACCCCCAUCCGCUCCCCCCCUCGCUCGACUCCGCUCACUCUGGGGCUUCGAACCUGUCCCCCUCCAACCAUUCGACGGUCUCUUCGGUCUAUCCCAACUCUACUAGUACUGCUGCUACCUCGCCAGUAUCCAACUUCCACGCAAUGGCUCUCCUCGGCCCCGGUAGCCUCAUUGCCCAUCAGCAGCAGCCCGUCAACCCCAACUCGACCACCCGGGUCUUGCUCUUGGCUGACUUCAACAAGGAGCUCAAGACCAGAGACAUCCAACAUGUCUUUGCCGAGUGGGAAGACGACCGCGGCGGGUUCAAGAUCAAAUGGGUCGACGACACCUCCUGCCUGAUCGUCUUCGCUGACCCUGGCGUAGCCAAGCGUGCCUUCUUGGGCGUCUUAUCCAACCCACCGAGCUCCUUGACCACCAUCCAGCCCGACGGAUCCGGCAAGCUUGCCAAGCUACGUGCUUACAACAAGCCCGACGUCCCCCAGAUCCUGGCCUCCGUCCAAAACCGUCCCCGAUCCCGAUCGAACGCGUCUCAGUCUCUCCAUUCGCGUGCAUCGUCGAUUGCCUCCACGGGCGGACUGGGCCGAAGACCGAGCAUGGGCACCAUGGCUGCCCGCAAUCGAACCUCCUUAUCCGGGCCCUCUGGUCUUGCCAGCCGUGCUGGCUCGAUCGCCCCGAUGUCCAGUAACCCGCUCGGCCAUGCCGAGUUGAUGGAUAACGCAUCUGGGCUUCCUACGAGCAACGGAGGGAGCAUGUCCAUGAACCCGGCGAUCAACCUGCCCAACUCAGACAGUGGCGAUUCAAGUGCAACUAUCGGCUCUGCGCCAGGAUCGACUAUGAGACCCCGCAUCGAAGACGCUGGCAAACGAUUCAUCGCCUCCGGAUUAAGCAAGCCGGCUUCGGCGAUCACCCAUCAACCUAUCAGCGAGCUUGAUGAGCACCCAAACACGGCCACUUACAAUUUGGCCAAUCUGACUAUUGAAGAAGAGAGCGUCACGCCCACUGCAGCAUCUCACUGA
Messenger RNA from Puccinia triticina, 1089 nucleotides. RefSeq lists its product as uncharacterized. Bases 1 to 1089 code for a protein of 362 amino acids. Gene Ontology annotation, molecular function: RNA 7-methylguanosine cap binding; mRNA binding. Lineage: Eukaryota; Fungi; Basidiomycota; Pucciniomycetes; Pucciniales; Pucciniaceae. The record is from RefSeq and is a predicted model, not a curated record. The transcript has 3 exons.